CACAGUUUACCUCAGCUCGCUCAGCAGAGGUGGCUCCUGCUCCUGCUCCUGCUCCUGCACCUGCUCCUGCACCUGCACCUGCUCCUGCUCCGGACACACGAUGACUAAACUUAAAGACAAAAGACGAGAGAAAACCAGCGUCGCCUCCGAGAUCGAUCGAUUGGAGGAGAGGCGGUCGCGUUGCCACGACAACCUGGAGAGGGCGGAGUUCAGGAGCAGGAAGGAGCAGCUCUCUGACAGGGAGAGGCAGGACCUGGAAGAUGAAAUGGCGAUCAUGAAUGAGAGGGUGCAGAAACUAGACAAGGAGCUGGAGACACUACGAGGAGAGAACCGGAAGAACAUGCUACUGUCGGUCGCUCUGCUUGUUAUCAGUGCUCUAUUCUACUAUAUGUUUUUCUACAAUGAAGAGGACUAUCAGACAGCUUCUUGAAGGGACCCACUGCUAUUUCUAGAGCAACAACAUUCAGACCAUAGACUGUAUAUAAAGAGUUCAGACAUAUGAAAAAGAUAAAAAAAAGUGCAUGGAUGACAUACCUCAGUUCUGCCUGCAGGUGGCAUCAUUUAAUUGUCUCUUUUUUCAUCUGGACCUCAAACUCAUCUUCAGGCCACAGCUUCCUCAGCAGGGACGGUGUUGAUGUUUAAACACUAAACAAUGAUCUGUGUCUCCUUCUGUAUGGAUUUCUCUGUCAGUGCAGCGGAACAUGUUUAAACAUCUCACUAUCUCUUUUUUAAACUUUUGAAAUAACAACUAUUUUUCAAAUCUCAUUGCAAGCUGAAACCUGGUUAUACUUUAUUGUUAUUACUCAGUUUAUGGGAACAGAAAAAGCUGAAGAAGGCUGUUGAGUAUUUCUCUAUUUAUCAUGUAACAACACUGAAUAAUUAAUCAACAUGAGACUUGCCCGUUCAUCACCCAAUGAUAUCCUCAACCCCCGUGUACGACAUCUGCACUGUGUUGCAAGUAACAGGAAUGUAUUACAGGAAACUGACUUAACUAAAUUGGCAUAUUUUGUCCUUUCCUCAGCUAAACUCAUCUGUUGUUACUGUAUUUUAUAAAGUGUAUUUAUGACACUGGGUGCCAAUCAAGACCGCCUUUUACUGACAUAUAGAUAAUAGUGUAUGAGCCACAUAAUGUACUUAUACAUGUCAGACAGUUAGAUGGAAUGUGAGCUGUUGUGUUGCUGAGGGAUUUACAAAGGACCUGAAGAAUGUAUUGUGACACCCAGAAGUAGCCAUUCACAGAUAAGAACUCAAAGAUGCCAAAGAUGUUUGUGAAUGUUGUUUCACCAGUUAUUGGAUCAUGCAUAUAAAUUAAACACUUUACAGUCA
Molecule: messenger RNA, 1326 nt
Organism: Paralichthys olivaceus (Japanese flounder)
Lineage: Eukaryota; Metazoa; Chordata; Actinopteri; Pleuronectiformes; Paralichthyidae
Gene: ccdc167
Product: coiled-coil domain containing 167
Source: RefSeq, a predicted model, not a curated record